Aedes aegypti (yellow fever mosquito) is the source of this 1325-nucleotide messenger RNA. RefSeq names its product calexcitin-1. Gene Ontology annotation, molecular function: calcium ion binding. The coding region runs from base 366 to 923 and encodes 185 amino acids. NCBI's taxonomy places the organism in Eukaryota, Metazoa, Arthropoda, Insecta, Diptera, Culicidae. The transcript has 7 exons. The record is from RefSeq and is a predicted model, not a curated record.
AAGUUUCUGCAUUUCGUCGUUCCGUGUCCGUGGUGCGAGUUUACUUGUGUUCGCUUGUCGUCCGAGUUGUACAUCCUGUAGGAGCCAUUGUGCGGUUUGCUUCCUCUUCCUGCUCCAAGUCGGUUGAUUGAGUCAAUUGUUCAACAAGCGGUCAGUGCCGGUGUGUCCGUCGAUCGUCGAUUAGUGAUUUGUGUAUUUGGCGGUUCCGAGAUUUGCUCUGCUCGUGGUUUCCCGGAAAAAAGUUCGUUUGGCGUAACGGAAUAGUUCCUUCAGAUUGUCGAUUAGCAACACUACUAACAGAUAACACCAUCCACCAGGGUCUUCCUUUUUACAAAAUAGUAAACAAAAUCAACGAAACAACAACGAUGGCUGCUAUCUCCGAAUUUCGCAAGAAGAAGCUUUUGUACGUUUUCCACGUGUUCUUUGACAUUAACCAGAGCGGAGAAAUCGACCGCAAGGAUUUCGAGCUGGCAAUUAACAAAAUUUGUGAGCUGCGAGGCUGGCCGGAGGGACACGCCAAGAACAAGGAGACCCACGAUGCCAUGUUCAAGAUCUGGGACGGUUUGCGAACGAAGGCCGACAAGGAUAACGAUGGCCAGGUCUCUGUAGAUGAGUGGUGCAAUAUGUGGGACGCUUAUGCCAAAAACCCAAACGCCGUCCUAGAUUGGCAAGUGCGAUACAUGAACUUCAUGUUUGACCUGGAGGACGCUUCCAACGAUGGGACCAUCGACUCGGGUGAAUUUUCUACCGUUUAUUCGAGCUAUGGCGUCGAUAAGAACGAAUGCCUGGAGGCGUUCAAGAAGAUGUCAAAGGGCGCCACCGAGGUGAACCGGGACCAAUUUGCUGAGUUGUGGCGCGAAUACUUCUCAUCGGACGAUUCAAGUGCUCCGGGAAAUUUCAUCUUCGGCAAGACCGCCUUCUAACAUGCUACCGUCGUCAGCAAGCCCUAAAGAGAGAUGCUUCCUGUCAGCUCUUCAUGCUCAUCGAAUGUAUUGAAUCGAUAUAAUUGAUAAAACAAAAUAUACAUAACUCAAAAUCGCACACUUUAUCAAAUGAGGGGAACAUGGAAUCAAUUUAACGCUAAAUGUAAUCCCCAUCUCAUGCCAACACUGUUUUCUAAACUAAUCAAGAGUCUUUACUAUCUUGUUGCAGACUAUAAUUAUGUUAUUAGAGAUUCGAAUUUUCAGUGAAAUUGAUUAUUCUGACGUACUAGACUAUUUCCUAAUUGGCUAUUGCAAACUAGUCGGUAAUAUUUUUGAUUAUGUCAGCCUUUCGCAAACUAUCAACCAUACGAUGUCAUUGCUAGAAUAAACGUGUGUAACGAA